AUGAGUAUCAUCAACUGCUACUCACCAACAUCAGCAGCUGAUGAACCCGAAUUGGACGCGUUUUACGAGGAGCUGGAGGAAGUAAUCCGCAACGAGAAGUCUUACAAAUUCGUUGUCGGAGACUUGAACGCAAAACUACGGAAGGCCACAGAAGAGGAAUACAGGAUUGGAAGAUUUGGACUAGGGGACCGGAAUGAAAAUGGCAAUCGUCUUGCCGGGCUGUUGCCCGCCGCGCGCCUCUUUCAUGGGAACUCUCUUUUGAUGAAAAAAGAUCAUCGUCGGUGGACAUGGGAAUCGGCCAAUGGCGCGACUCGUGCGGAGAUCGACCACAUACUCACCAACGGGAGGUGGUGUCUACUUGACGUCUCAGUAGUACCAUCCUUUUGUAGUGGUUCUGAUCACCGUCUCCUUCGUGCGAAAAUACGACUUAGCCACACGAUGGAAAAGAACAUCCGCUAUCGGCAACGAGAAAAGAAGUCGUCUACGACGAUUGCGUACUCGAGGACUCCUUGUCCCAAGGUGACUGGCACAUCGAGGAGGACCCAAACGUGGACUACGAGAUGCUACUCAGAGGAUUACGAGUCUGUGCUGAGCGUGCCUCGAAGCCGCGCACGACAAACAUGGAUCGAAUUUCGAAGACCACCAAGGAAUUGUUGGAAAGAAGAAGAACUUUAA
Messenger RNA from Necator americanus (New World hookworm), 675 nucleotides. RefSeq lists its product as uncharacterized. The coding region runs from base 1 to 675 and encodes 224 amino acids. Gene Ontology annotation, molecular function: catalytic activity. Gene Ontology annotation, biological process: chromatin remodeling. Gene Ontology annotation, cellular component: nucleus. The record is from RefSeq and is a predicted model, not a curated record. Lineage: Eukaryota; Metazoa; Nematoda; Chromadorea; Rhabditida; Ancylostomatidae. The transcript has a single exon.